This is a messenger RNA of Tyto alba (common barn owl), 2597 nucleotides long. RefSeq names its product A disintegrin and metalloproteinase with thrombospondin motifs 4-like. Gene Ontology annotation, cellular component: extracellular matrix. Lineage: Eukaryota; Metazoa; Chordata; Aves; Strigiformes; Tytonidae. Gene Ontology annotation, molecular function: metalloendopeptidase activity. The transcript is spliced from 9 exons. The record is from RefSeq and is a predicted model, not a curated record. Gene Ontology annotation, biological process: proteolysis; extracellular matrix organization. The coding region runs from base 347 to 2347 and encodes 666 amino acids.
GGGGGUCCCAGUGAGGAGAUGCUGCUGAGAGGAUCCCAGCAAGGGGGCUCGCAGCAAGAGGGUCCCAGUAAGGGGAUACCGGCGAGGGGGAUCCCAGUGGGGGGAUCCCAGUGAAGGGAUCCCGGUGAGGGGGAUCCCCCGGCCCAGCCCCGCUCCCGGGGGACGCGGCUCUGCCUUCCCGGAACGUCCCGGGGGGGCCGUGGCCCACCCCGCCGCCGGGGCUGCCCCGCUCCGCCCCGCCCGCCCCUCCCGCCCGUUAAAAGGCGGCGGCGGCAGCGGCAGAGCCGGUGGGGACCCGCUGUCGCCUCCCGCUGUCGCGGUGUCGCCGUGUCGCGGUGCCCGGGCCAUGCACCGCGCGCUCCUGGCGCUCCUGGUCGCCGCUGUCGCCGCCGCCGGGGCCUCCCCCGGCCCCGCGUGUCCCGUAACGGCACCGGGAGAAGCCGGGACGCGGUCCCGCGUGGGGCUGGCCCCGAGGAGAGCCAAGCGCUUCACCUCGGUGCCGCGGUACGUGGAGAUGCUGGUGGUGGCGGACGAGUCGAUGGCCCAGUUCCACGGCGCGGGUCUCCGGCACUACCUGCUGACGGUGCUGGCAGCAGCCGCCCGGUCCUUCCGGCACGGGAGCCUGGGCAACGCGGUGGAGCUGCGGGUGACGCGGCUGGUGGUGCUGGGCCAGGGCACCCCUGGGCCCCCCACCACCUCCAAUGCCGCCCAGAUGCUCCGCAACUUCUGCCAGUGGCAGAAGGAGCUCAACGUCCCUGAUGAGGACAGUCCCCUCCAUUUCGACACUGCCAUCCUCUUCACCCGGCAGGACCUGUGCGGUGCGGCCACCUGCGACACGCUUGGCAUGGCUGAUGUGGGCACCGUCUGCGACCCGGAGCGGAGCUGCGCCAUCGUGGAGGAUGACGGGCUGCAGUCGGCGUUCACGGCCGCCCACGAACUGGGCCACGUCUUCAACAUGCUGCACGACAACUCCCAGCCCUGCCGGGAGCUGAACAGCCGCUCUGGAGCCACCCGCCGCGUGAUGGCUCCCGUCCUCUCCUCGCUGGAGCCUGGUGAGAUGUGGUCCCCAUGCAGCACCCGCUUCAUCACUGACUUCUUGGACAACGGCCACGGUCACUGCCUCCUGGACAAGCCUCCAGAGUGGCUGCAGUUUCCCUCGGCGCUGCCGGGCAGCGUCUACCCAGUGCUGCGGCAAUGCCAGCUCGCCUUUGGGCCCAACUCGCGGCACUGCGGCGACCUGCAGCCGCCCUGCGCUUCGCUGUGGUGCACCGGCCAGGCCGGCGGCCGCUCCGUCUGCCAGACAAAGCACUUCCCGUGGGCCGACGGCACGCCGUGCGCGCCGGGCAGAGCCUGCAUGGACGGGCUCUGCGUCAGCGCCGGCCGCAUGCAGGAGCUCACCACGCCCGUGGAUGGAGGCUGGGGGCCGUGGGGGCCGUGGGGCGGGUGCUCGCGGACCUGUGGCGGCGGUGUCCAGCUCUCCCGCCGCGACUGCACCGCGCCGGCGCCUCGCCACGGCGGCCGGUACUGCGAGGGAAAGCGCACCCGCUUCCAGUCCUGCAACGUGGAGGAGUGUCUGGGGAGCACCCCCCUCACCUUCCGGGAGGAGCAAUGCGCUGCCUACAACCAUCGCCCCGACCUCGCCAAGGGGCUGCCAGCCCCCCUGGACUGGGUGCCACGCUACAGCGGCGUCCCCGAGCGGGACCAGUGCAAGCUGACCUGCCAGUCCCAAACCCUGGGCUACUACCACGUGCUGCAGCCGAGGGUAACCGACGGGACGCCCUGCUCCCCCGAGAGCACGGGGGUGUGCGUGCAGGGCCGCUGCAUCCCCGCUGGCUGCGACCGCAUCAUCGGCUCCAAGAAGAAGUUCGAUAAAUGCAUGGUGUGUGGCGGCAACGGCUCCGGCUGCACCAAGGUGUAUGGCUCCUUCACGAAAUCCCGCUACGGCUACAACGACGUGGUGACCAUCCCGGCGGGCGCCACGCACCUCCUGGUCCGGCAGACCUCGGCGGCGGGAGGCGAGGACGCGUUCCUGGCGCUGCGGCGGGCGGCCGGCGGCUCCCUGCUCAACGGGGGCUACGUCCUGGUGCCUUCCCCGACCGACGUGGUGCUGGCGGGCGGCGCGACCCUGCGCUACAGCGGGGCCACGGCAGCCACCGAGACACUGGUGGGCCGGGGGCCGCUGCGCGAGGCCCUGGUGCUGCAGGCGCUGGUGGUGGACGAGCGGCGGCCGCCGCGCUUGAAGUACAGCUUCUUCGUGCCCCGGGCGCGGAGUCGCGCACCCACAGCCUGGGAGAAGCAGAAAGCCGAGAUCCUGGAGAUCCUCAGGAGCCGCCGGCGUGACAAGUAGCGGCACGAACGCAGCCGGGACGCGGCUCUGCCCAGGAGCGGCACCUAUUUAUUUGGUUAUUUAUUGCGCGCCGGGAAGAGGGGCACCGUCCAUGGGAUGGGCCCCGGCGCCAGUAACCGCAUCUACCUCAGCCCCGCCAUGGGCAGAGCGGGGGGACCCCCUGGGCAGGUCCCAGGGCCCCCCCCGGCGCAGCCACCCUGCUGUAAUUUAUCGUGGCACCGUUAUUUAAAGCUAUUUAUGGAUUCGGCCA